GCUUAUAUAGCUCACAAGUCAUUCUAAUUUUAACUUUCACAGAGUAAGGUAUGAUUAUAUAUCAUCACUCUCGAGGAAAAGGUUUAAUUAAUAAACUUAUAAACAAGUUGCCAUUUGAAUUACAUUUGCCAGGUUAUCAAUAUUGUGGACCUGGUACAAAGUUAGCAAAACGUCUAGACCGAGGUGAUCCAGGUGUUAAUCCAUUAGACGCCGCUUGUAAAGAGCACGAUAUUGCUUACUCGAAAAAUCGAGAAAACGUUGAAAAAAGAAACGCUGCUGAUAGAGUAUUAGCUGACAAAGCGUGGCAACGUGUAUUUGCACCAGACGCACGAUAUAGUGAAAGAGCUGCAGCUUACGCAAUAACAAACGCUAUGAAAGCAAAAUCAAAAUUUGGAAUGGGAGUAAAGAAGAAGAAGAUAAAAUCAAAGAAGCGAGUAAAUCUUAGGAAAAUUGUGGAUGCUGCAAGAAAAUCAAUAAUUCCUGGUAAUGAUGCUCGAUCAACAAUAAAGUCAGCUAUUGAAACAGCUCGAAAAGCUGUAAGGAAUGCAGGUGGUAGAGAAAAAGUUUUAACACCUCGUAUUCUACCUGUGCCAUCAAAAGUUGGUGGUCUGUUACCAUUAAUUCCAAUUUUUGCUGGGCUAAGUGCACUUGGAGCACUUACUGGGGGAGCUGCUGGUGUAGCAAAAGCUGUUAAUGAUGCAAGUGCAGCAAAAGAGCAGUUAAAGGAAGCUCAGCGUCACAAUAGAGAGUUGGAAGCAGUUGCACUUGGUAAAGGUCUACAUUUAAAACCAUACCGACAAGGGUUGGGACUUCAUUUAAAACCAUACGUUAAAGGACAAGGUAUUAAGAGACAAUGUACGAAAAAAAAAGUUUAAAGCUACCUCAACGAGCACUUACUGAUCUAGAUUUACUUAAAUAUGCUAAAGAAAUGAAAAUUCCUCAUUUUCGA
Molecule: messenger RNA, 949 nt
Organism: Leptopilina heterotoma
Lineage: Eukaryota; Metazoa; Arthropoda; Insecta; Hymenoptera; Figitidae
Exons: 2
Coding region: 51-875 (274 amino acids)
Biological process (GO): phospholipid metabolic process; arachidonate secretion
Molecular function (GO): structural molecule activity; A2-type glycerophospholipase activity
Source: RefSeq, a predicted model, not a curated record